AUGGAUGCGCAGAUGACAAGGCUUGAAGACAGUCUCAGUCGUCUUGAGGGAAGUCAGAGGAAUCAGAAAGGAAUUCCGGCUGAGCUGAAGAUGGUUUUAGACAGGCUUGGCAGGAUGGUUGGUUCUCUAGAAGAGCAUAGUCGCCGAGCUCCUUCCGUCAACACUCAUUUCAGAGAAAAUGGAGGAUCGAAGCUGAUAGAGAGCAUUGGAAAGCCAAUAACGACAACGAGAUCAUCAUCAGAAGUUGAGACUUCAACCCUAGCAACGAGCUCAGCGAUGUUAGGUGACAAAAUAGGGGAGGAGGUACGGAAGGGCGGUGUGAAGACUAUAACCCCAUCCAUCGUUAUCCAUGUAGCUCGACCCCUGGUCCCUGUUCUCUUCCCUCUCACUCUCUCACUUAAAUCGAGCCUGUCCAUACCCAGCCCAGGUCCGUCUCAAUUGUUCAACCUCUGGUCAUCAUUUUCGUUGGCGGCAACCAUAACCCGACCCAUCUCACCAUGCCACCUGAAAUCCAUCUCUGUCCACUCUCCAGUUUUACAGAUCCCUGUUCUUUCUCUUCUUCCAUGGCUCCCUAGUGACAACCAUGAGUUCUGGUUCAUUGUUGGAGUUAGGCCCGGUGGUCACAGAACCUUCGACCACGAAGAUCACAUUGGACGUGUGCUUGUUUCCACCAAGUUACGAUGUUGGCAAAUUCUUUCGGUCAUUGACAGUGAUGCCAAAAUAGCUAAGGCAGACUCAAUGAUUUGGGUGGAUGUUGUUGUUGUGAGUAUGUUCAGGCAAUUUGGAGUUGGAUUAAUUAGUGCUCGUCCUGUUGCUACAAAGAAGAGAUUUGUCAUUGUCAUCAGUGUCCCAGCCUCAGCUACACUCUCACCGAAGAAGAUGAAAUAUGAAGAUUUCUGCCGUAGUGCUUCUGUAUGUACGGAGAAAAUAGGCCCAAGGUGUCGACGAUUUUUCAGCUCUUCAAAUUUUAUGAAGCUUGAGAAAGAUGAGUCUGGAAGAAUUUCCAUCCUGCCAUUUUACCUUUUUGUGAUGCGCACAGYUUCCCUCACUAAGGCGAGAAUUGAUAUGAGCGAGCUUGAUGAGGAUUCUGAUGGUUUCCUUCACUCUCAUGAAAUGGAGGCCUACAUUAGAGGUUUUAUCCCUAAUCUGGCACAACUACGAGGUAGACCUGCAGCUUUUAUUCAAAAGAACUGCCGCAUUGCUGCAUGCAAAUUUUUCUUCUUCUGUGAUCCUCACAGGCGAGGUAAAGCAUGCAUAAAGAAGGCACUACUUAGUAACUGCCUCCAGGAACUCAUGGAACUGCACCAAGAAAGUGAGGAAGAAGUCACUGAUACUGAACAAGCUGAAAACCGGUUCUCAUCCGCACAACGGAUAUGUGAUAUGUUUCUUUCUCUAGACAAAGUUUUGAAUGGGACAUUGAGCAAGCAGGAGCUUCGAGAAUAUGCAGAUGGUACAUUGACAGAAAUAUUCAUGGAGCGGGCAUUUGAUAAACAUGUUCGGUGUGGCAAAAUUGGUGGUGGUGGUGAUAAUGCACAGGAGAUGGAUUUUGAAAGUUUCCUUGACUUUGUUUUGGUCCUAGAAAACAAAGAUACACCGGGAGGAUUGGCAUAUUUGUCUCGGUGUCUUAAUCUCCAUGGAAGAGGGUACCUUACAACAACAGAUAUCCACACACUUUUCAGAGAUGUACGUCAAAAAUGGAUCAAGGGAGGGAACUACGAGCUGCGCAUUGAGGACGUAAGAGAUGAGAUAUCGAGAUAA
This is a messenger RNA of Nelumbo nucifera (sacred lotus), 1758 nucleotides long. RefSeq lists its product as uncharacterized. Gene Ontology annotation, biological process: cortical cytoskeleton organization; microtubule cytoskeleton organization; regulation of dephosphorylation. Lineage: Eukaryota; Viridiplantae; Streptophyta; Magnoliopsida; Proteales; Nelumbonaceae. The record is from RefSeq and is a predicted model, not a curated record. Gene Ontology annotation, molecular function: calcium ion binding. Gene Ontology annotation, cellular component: spindle.